Messenger RNA from Lycium barbarum (goji berry), 1455 nucleotides. RefSeq names its product presenilin-like protein At2g29900. Gene Ontology annotation, cellular component: nucleus; membrane. The coding region runs from base 96 to 1394 and encodes 432 amino acids. The record is from RefSeq and is a predicted model, not a curated record. The transcript has a single exon. Gene Ontology annotation, molecular function: aspartic endopeptidase activity, intramembrane cleaving. Gene Ontology annotation, biological process: protein processing. Lineage: Eukaryota; Viridiplantae; Streptophyta; Magnoliopsida; Solanales; Solanaceae.
AAGUCAAAAUUGGAAGUAUCCAAAAUUUUCUGAGACUAUCAACUGAGCACUGAAAAUCCAAAAGCAAUUAAAAUCCAACAUUCUUUGGGGUUCCAAUGGACUCAAAUCGAAAGCCCAAAAGCGUUCUUGAUUCUGUGGGUGAAGAAAUAGUGAGAAUCAUUACACCAGUCUCAAUUUGCAUGCUCUUGGUAGUCAUUCUUGUUUCAGUCCUAAACAAUGAUUCAGAUUCCUCAGGCUCUUCAUUUCCCUCUAUAGCCACAUAUGCCUAUACUGAAAACAGCUCUGACUCAAAUUGGGACAAAUUAAAAGGUGCCCUUUUGAAUGCUUUAGUCUUUGUUGUUGUUGUUACUGCUGUUACAUUCCUUUUGGUGUUACUUUUCUACUUCAGGUGUACCAAAUUCUUGAAAUACUACAUGGGUUUCUCUUCUUUUCUUGUUUUGGGAUUUAUGGGUGGUGAAAUAUCUCUGUUCUUGAUUGGGAAAUUCAGGGUCCCUAUUGAUUGUGUUACUUUUGGUUUGAGUUUGUUUAAUUUCACUGUUGUUGGGGUUUUAGCUGUGUUUAUGUCGAAAACGGCGAUUAUAAUUACUCAAGGGUAUUUGGUUGUUAUUGGAGUGUUGGUUGCUUAUUGGUUUACACUUUUGCCUGAAUGGACUACUUGGGUGCUUUUAGUUGCUAUGGCAUUGUAUGAUCUUGCGGCUGUUUUGUUGCCUGGUGGGCCUUUAAGGCUACUUGUUGAGCUUGCAAUAUCUAGGGAUGAAGAUAUCCCGGCUUUGGUUUAUGAGGCCCGGCCUGUUAUCAAUCCUGAUUCGGUUCCAAGGGGUGCUGUUGUGCAAAGGAGAGUGUGGAGAGAAACACGGGACAAUGAUUUGGGAUCCGAUGAAAAUUUGGACUCUACGUCUAACUUGAAUUCAACUGUCAAUUCUGGUUUGGAAUCAAAUUCUGGUCUUGAAAGGCUCGGUGAUGAGAAUGAGAGGAAUGGGGUUGAUGUGGAGGAUGGUCAAGUUUCAAGAGCAGAUUCUGAGCUGGCUGCGCCGUUAAUUCAGCAUAGGAUAAAUGUCCGAAUGAAUUUACAGGAAGGGGGGUCGAAUGAUGAUUUUGCACUUGAAGGAAUUGGUUUGGGAUCAUCAGGUGCUAUUAAGCUGGGGCUAGGAGACUUCAUAUUCUACAGUGUAUUAGUAGCCAGGGCUGCCAUGUAUGAUUUCAUGACAGUUUAUGCAUGCUAUCUUGCUAUCAUAGCUGGUCUAGGUAUCACUCUGAUGCUGCUUGCAUUUUAUCAGAAAGCUUUGCCUGCUCUUCCUGUGUCCGUUCUGCUAGGUGUCUUGUUUUAUUUGUUAACUCGGCUAUUGCUCGAGACUUUUGUUGUACAAUGUUCGAUGAACCUGUUGAUGUUUUAGGAACAUGAUUUUCUGGUUGACAAUGAUUACUUUCAAUUAAUGAUAAUUCUUCACUUGUAUC